This is a messenger RNA of Ostrinia furnacalis (Asian corn borer), 1968 nucleotides long. RefSeq lists its product as uncharacterized. Gene Ontology annotation, cellular component: nucleus. The transcript has a single exon. Lineage: Eukaryota; Metazoa; Arthropoda; Insecta; Lepidoptera; Crambidae. Gene Ontology annotation, molecular function: DNA binding. The record is from RefSeq and is a predicted model, not a curated record. The coding region runs from base 1 to 1968 and encodes 655 amino acids.
AUGCCGAGAGUUCGCGUAAAGAAGACUUCCAGAGGGGAAACUGACCUGUCGAGCUACAGUACAGCAUAUGAGGAGGUUAAAGCCGGAGAUUCACUACGAAAAGCGGCGCAAAAGUAUAGUAUUAACCACUGUUCCCUGCUACGAUACAUUCGAAAGCGAGACGCGUCCGGCAAUGAAGAUGAAGGUAUGGGGUAUAAAGCACACAAUCGUGUUUUUAAUGAAGAUCAGGAGCGAGAAUUCUCGAAAUAUUUAAUUCGAUGUGCUGAUAUAUAUUUCGGACUGCCUACGAAAGAGGUGAGAAAAUUAGCUUACGAACUUACUAUGAAGUAUAAUUUAUCACGACCUAGAACUUGGGAAGACAAUAGAAUGGCUGGUGAGGAAUGGUUUCGGAUGUUUAUGAAAAGAAACCCUGAACUGUCUGUCCGUGCCGCACAAGCUACUAGCUUGUCAAGGGCGACGAGCUUCAAUAAAACUAAUGUAGAUGUCUUCUAUGAUAAUUUGUCCAUUGUCAUGGACCGUUAUAACUUCGAACCCCAAGAUAUUUACAACAUAGAUGAAACUGGCAUAACAACUGUGCAAAAGCCCGAUCGAGUUAUAGCUAGACGUGGUUCUCGUCAAGUUGGAUCAUUAACCUCAGCUGAAAGGGGUACUUUAGUGACAGUAACCUUUGCUGUAAACGCCAUUGGAAAUGUUUUCCCACCAUUUUUUGUGUUUCCGCGAGUGCGAUACCAAGACCAUUUUGUUAGGGAUGGGCCAAUAGGGUCUACUGGAACCGCCAAUCCCUCAGGUUGGAUGCAAGAUGAAUCAUUCCUGCGUUUUCUAGAACACUUUCAAAAGCAUUCUAAGGUUUCUCCGUCACACAAAGUGUUACUAACACUAGAUAACCAUUCCUCGCACGUACACAUAAACACACUGGACUAUUGCAAGAAUAAUGGAAUCGUCUUAUUGUCCUUUCCUCCUCAUUGCUCUCACAAGCUCCAGCCGCUGGAUCGAUCCGCAUAUGGCCCUUUAAAAAAGGCUGUAAAUUCCACGUGUGAUGCAUGGAUGAGAAGCCAUCCAGGAAAAACUAUGUCAAUAUACGAUAUACCAGGGAUUGUAGCAUCUGCUAUGCCCCUCGCUAUGACAUCUUCGAACAUUCAAGCUGGCUUCCGCAAAACGGGAAUUUACCCAUAUAACCGGAAUCUCUUUACUGAGAUCGAUUAUGCUCCUGCAUUUGUAACAGAUAGACCUUAUCCGGAAAACACAAAUGAGAGAACAGAGAGACCUAAUCCAGAAAAUACUAUUGAGCCUGCAGUUGUGCCUAUAUUUAAUGAAUAUCCAAGUGAAGAUGAAACACCACCAUUAUCGCCUUCUCUUUUAACCAAAGAAUUACAGUCGUCUCUUCAGACAACAGUUGAACAACAAGCUCUCCAUGAAUCACCAGUUCCAAUAAUCCAGCAAACACCACGUACACGGGGCAGCAUCGCUAUCUAUCAAGAAAUUUCACCAAGACCGUCUACAAGUGCACAAGCUGCUAUUGAUCAUAGCGCCUUUACUCCGGAGGUAGUAAGGCCAUUCCCUAAAGCACCCCCAAGGAAAUGUAAUAAAGGGCGAAAAACUAGAAAGUCAACUAUAUAUACUGAUACACCUGAGAAAGAAGAGAUAAGAAAAGAGCAUGAAGCAAAAUUAAAACGGACCAAAGCUAAGCUAAUUAAGAAAAGUUUAGACGGAAGAAAAGGUAAAACAACAAUGUCAAAAGGUAAAAGAAUAAUUUCAAAAGAAAAAAAAUAUACUCAGAAGGAAUUGUCAUCGGAAGAAUCAGAAGAGGAAGAAUGCUACUGUCUUAUCUGCUUAGCACCAUAUUCAGAGAGCAGAUCCGGAGAAAAGUGGAUUCAGUGUACAUCCUGUAAACAAUGGGCUCACGAAGAAUGCACAGAAGGUGGUCUUAGCUAUGUUUGCCACAAUUGCGACUCUGAAUACUCAGAUUAA